AUGCCGGGCCAAGACAAGAAAAAAUCCAAGAAGGCCGGCGCCAAAGGCGAAGCUGGACCCGCCAUUACGGAUCCGCGUUUUGCCAACAUUCAGACCGACCCUCGUUAUCGCCUCCCCAGCAAACGCCAGACCCAUGUCAAACUCGACAAGCGUUUUGCGCACGUGCUGCACGACAAAGAUUUCUCCCGCAACGCUGCUGUAGAUAGAUAUGGACGCAGGCUGGCGAAAGAUGAUACCAAGAAACAUCUGAAGAAGUUCUACCGUUUGGACGAGGACGACGAGGACGAGGACAUGAGCGCCGAUGAUGACGACGAAGUCCAAAAAGAAUUGAAACGAGUUGAGUCCCGACUAUACGACCCUGCACGUGAUGGCGGAUUCUCGUCUUCUUCCUCAGAAGAAAGCUCGAGUGAAGAGGAGGAAGAGGAAGAAGAAGCAGAGAACGAGGACGACGAAAUAGAGUUCCCGGACAAGCAGCAGAGCAAUGUGCCGCUUGGAGAUGUGACAAACCGGAUAGCUGUCGUCAACCUGGACUGGGAUAACAUCCGAGCGGAGGAUCUGAUGGCGGUCUUUGCCAGUUUUCUGCCAACCGGAGGUCGGGUUUCGAAGGUGGCUGUCUAUCCCAGUGAAUUUGGCAGAGAGCGGCUGGAGAAAGAAGAAACCGAGGGUCCUCCUAAAGAGAUCUUUGCAUCUGAGGGCAAGGACAAUGCCAACGAUGAUGAAGAGGAUUCGGACGAGGAGCAAAUGGACUCAGACGACGAGGAGGAACAGAUCAAAAAAUCGAUGUUAAAGAGCGACGACGGCGAAGAGUUUAACUCGACCCAGUUACGGCGGUACCAGCUGGAGCGACUACGCUAUUACUACGCUAUUCUCACCUUUUCCUCUAAGGAUGUUGCGAAGCACGUCUACGACCUGGUGGACGGAGCAGAGUAUCUAUCAAGCGCCAACUUCUUCGACCUCCGCUUCGUCCCUGAGGACACCGACUUUUCAGACGACAAGCCCCGAGACCAGUGUUCCCGUAUUCCGGACGGUUACAAGCCCAACGAUUUCGUGACGGAUGCCCUGCAGCACAGCAAAGUCAAGUUGACGUGGGAUACAGAAGACAAGUCACGGAAGGAGGCUCAAGCGCGGGCAUUCCGGGGUUCGCGGCAAGACAUUGACGAAAACGACCUAAAAGCUUAUCUUGGAAGUGAUAGCUCCGAGGAUGAGGAUGAGGAAGAUGGAGGAGUGGAAGUGGUGGACAAUACUACCGGGGAAGGGUCGAGCCAGAAGGUUUCCAAGCGUGAGGCCGAGAGGCAGCGCAUGCGGGCCUUGCUCGGCCUAAGUACAGAGCCGGCUCGCCCCUCCAAGUCCGACGGCCCAGUCGGCGAGAUGGAAGUGACUUUUACAUCAGGACUUGCUGGUGGCCACGGCAAGGAUACCAUCUUCGAGAACGAACCAAAGGUUGAAGAAAACACGAUGGAUAAAUACGUGCGGAAGGAGCGCGAGCGCAAGAAGCGCAGAAAGGAGAAGUUGAAAGCCGCUAAACGGGGCGAGGAUCCUUCCAGCGCAGAUGUUAAGGAGACCGAUGAGGCCGUGAGUAGCGACGGCAACGAACCUGCUUUGGCCGCGUCGCCGCGGGAAGAACAAGAAGACAUGGGCUUCAAUGACCCAUUCUUCGACAACCCCGACACCAAAGCUGCUUCAGCAGCCCAGCGCAAGGAAGAAAAGCGCAAGAAGCGUGCCGAGCGUGCAGCCGAAGAAGCAGCCUCUGCCGCUCAACGGGCCGAGCUGGAGCUCCUGAUGAUGGACGACAAGAAGGCGGAGAUCAAACACUUCGAUAUGAACGAGAUCGAAAAGGCCGAGAAGCAGGCCCGGCGCAAGAAGGGCAAGGGCAAGGGUAAGGGCAAGGCCCAGGAGCCUACGGAGGACAACUUCAACGUGGACAUCAAUGAUCCCCGGUUUUCCCGUCUGUUCGAGAGUCACGAGUUUGCCAUCGACCCCACCCAUCCCCGGUUCAAGGCGACCUCCGGCAUGAAGGCCAUGCUGGACGAGGGCCGUAAGCGUCGGCGCACCCGGGAUGAUGGGGAGGCUGAGGCAGCACCGGAGAGUCGGGAGCGCAAGAAAAAGCAGAAGGCAUCCAACGGCUCGGAGGACCUGAAGCGACUGGUGGACAAGGUCAAACGGCAGUCGCAGACAUGA
Messenger RNA from Penicillium alfredii, 2178 nucleotides. Its product is annotated as pre-rRNA-processing protein ESF1. Lineage: Eukaryota; Fungi; Ascomycota; Eurotiomycetes; Eurotiales; Aspergillaceae. The record is from RefSeq and is a predicted model, not a curated record. Gene Ontology annotation, cellular component: nucleus. Gene Ontology annotation, biological process: rRNA processing. The transcript is spliced from 2 exons. Bases 1 to 2178 code for a protein of 725 amino acids. Gene Ontology annotation, molecular function: RNA binding.